Messenger RNA from Bombyx mandarina (wild silkworm), 657 nucleotides. RefSeq names its product mitochondrial import inner membrane translocase subunit Tim17-B. Gene Ontology annotation, biological process: protein import into mitochondrial matrix. The record is from RefSeq and is a predicted model, not a curated record. Gene Ontology annotation, cellular component: TIM23 mitochondrial import inner membrane translocase complex. Gene Ontology annotation, molecular function: transmembrane protein transporter activity. NCBI's taxonomy places the organism in Eukaryota, Metazoa, Arthropoda, Insecta, Lepidoptera, Bombycidae.
GUGAAGUGUGAAGUGUGAACUAGCUUAGUUUUUAGAUAUGAUGACUUUAUGUAUUUAAUUAAACCCCCAAUUAUUAACAUAAAAGUAGUGCGAGAUCCGUUCUUGUUGCAGGCCUAAAAAUAAACAGUCACAAAUUUGAACUUUGAAAAUUAAUAUAUCAUGGAUGAAUAUACAAGAGAACCAUGCCCGUGGCGUAUCCUUGAUGACUCUGGCGGUGCGUUUAUAAUGGGAGCGAUCGGUGGUGGACUAUUUCAUUCGAUAAAAGGUUUCAGAAACGCACCACUAGGCUUCAGUAGAAAAAUGCUUGGCAGUUUGGCUGCAGUAAAGGAGCGCUCUCCAAUAGUCGGGGGUAAUUUUGCUGUUUGGGGUGGUAUGUUCUCUACCAUAGACUGCUCACUUGUGUACAUGAGGCAAAAGGAAGAUCCAUGGAAUUCCAUUAUGAGUGGAGCCCUCACGGGGGGUAUCCUGGCUGCAAGAAAUGGUGUACCGGCAAUGGCAGGAAGUGCACUUAUUGGAGGAAUUCUCUUAGCUCUAAUAGAAGGCAUUGGUAUCAUGUUCACAAGAUUAACGGCUGAACAGUUCAAACCACAGCAACCGAUAUUUGAAGAUCCUUCCAUCUUAGGUCAAAGUCAAGGACAGGCUCAGUCUUACCAAUAG